Dichomitus squalens LYAD-421 SS1 is the source of this 1654-nucleotide messenger RNA. RefSeq lists its product as uncharacterized. Lineage: Eukaryota; Fungi; Basidiomycota; Agaricomycetes; Polyporales; Polyporaceae. The transcript is spliced from 5 exons. Bases 157 to 1299 code for a protein of 380 amino acids. The record is from RefSeq and is a predicted model, not a curated record.
CUUAGACCACCACAGUCUCUACCUGCUCUCUUAGCUGGUCUCUAAGCUUUUCAGCUUUCGCGACAUCUCGCCCGCUCGCCCCACUUCAGCAACUUGACCUUGCCCUGAUCGCAACUCAACGUACCACUACACCUUCCUGGUAUACGACAUAUAAAGAUGCUCAAGCUUGCGUCUCUUUUUGCUCUCACUGCCCUUCUUGGUCUCGCCAUCCCGGUUUCACGCGGUGCUGAGCACCAGGUGACGGUCGGAGGAGUUGGGAUUAUUCAGUAUGAUCCGGAGUUCGUGAAUGCGGACCCAGGAGACACCAUCGUCUUCACCUUCAAGCAGAAGAACCACACUGUGACGCAAUCAUCCCUUGACGCUCCGUGCUCGCCCCUCGCCAAUGGGUUUGAUUCUGGUUUCGUCCCUGUCCCCGACAGCCAAACCGAUAACUUUACUGUGGCACAGUUCACCGUCCAAGACACGAAUCCCGUUUGGGUCUACUGCCGCCAAGCGAAUCACUGCCAACAAGGCAUGGUCUUUGCCAUCAACCCUGGAGACAAGUUUGACCAGUUCAAGAACAAUGCCGUCGGGAACACCACUUCCACCUCUACCGCCACCGGGUCCGCCAGCGUCGUCACCGUCACCGCGACUGUCACCGUCGACGGCUCCGCGCAGACGACCACGUACACCACCAACGCCGCAUCCGCCUCUGCGUCUUCGACCGGUACCUCCACCUCGAGUGCUGCAGUCCACACCGUGACAGUCGGCUUUAACGGCGCGCUCACGUUUUCGCCGAGCAACCUGACUGCGCAAGUCGGGGAGCAAAUCACUUUCCAGUUCACGGCAAAGAAUCACACCGCGACGCAAAGCUCCUUCGCUGACCCGUGCGCUCCUCUUAGCGAGACGAGCACCAUCGGCCAGGUCGGCUUUGACUCUGGGUUCAUGCCUGUGGCGGCGAACGCGACCGACUUCCCUACCUUCACGAUCACCGUGAACGACACCGCACCGAUCUGGGUCUACUGCAAGCAGACGAACCCCGCGAGCCACUGCAAGGCCGGUAUGGUCUUCUCUGUGAACGCGCCAACGAGCGGAAAUACCUUCUCGGCAUUCCUCCAGAACGCGAUGGGCUCCUCCGCCUCUGCAUCGUCCGGCGGCUCGAGUGCCUCUGCGUCCGCCUCGAGCACCGGCGCAGUGUCCGUCUCGACGGGCACCGUCGCCGCCGCCCCGAGCCCCACCACCAACGGCGCGCCGUCUAUCCGCGGUGCUGGGGUCCCCUUGGCUCUCAUGGCGGUCGCCAUUGCCCGCACGCUUCUGUGAGACGGGUUCUGGCCGGAGUGCCGAAGAUAGAUGCAUGGACAUGAAUAGGACGUCUGGGACGUCCGGGACUCUCCGCUUCUGACAUUGCUUACGCCCUGCUACGAAUCUUCACGCGCGCAAUGAUCGCACGGACUGUAUUCGUAUUUGCACACUCAUUGCGCCUCAGACCAGACAGUGUAGCCAUAUUAUUAUAUCCCUUCGCGUUCUUUCCCAGGUUUCGGAUGUAUCUAUAGCCUUACUAGUCUCUCGGCCUGGGUUGACUCUGGUUCAUGGUGGACACUGUAGUGCUAAUUGAUCCGAUACCUGUAUAUCCUGACUUUUCAGAUGUAAUGGGAUACUAUCUCUAUGUGAAAUC